CUCUUGUCCGACUGUCCGGUUCGUCGAUGUCAUCGCUAAAAUUCACCGCGAGAAGCAUCGGCCAGGCCGGAUACUCUGCUUCCCAUCUGCCAUGGAGUUAGGGCUAGGGUUAUCCCUAGCUGCCUUCAUUGCGUGGCUUCAUAUAUAGCGAUUCGCUUCGCCUUGCUUUCGCGGGGUAAAUGGGAGACUCGGACGACUUCGAUGAGCUCUACGCCGAUCUGGACGACCGGGUGAUUGUCGGCGUUCUGACUGCGGAGACAGAAGAGGAAGAUAAGAAUGAGAUAGAGGAGAGAAGAGUUGGGUUUGUGAAUGGGGCUAUGGAAAGUGGGAGCAGCAGUGACAGUGACGAUGAUCUUCGGAUAGUGUUAAAUGAAGAGGAUUACUCUAAUAAACUCUCUGCUCAACUAGUAGCUGAAGGGAGGGACUGUGAGGAUGAUGGUGAUGGCCUCGUCAUUCUAACUGGGUUGGAUUGUUCUGGAAAGGAGUCUAAAAUGGUUGAACAAGUACAUUCGGCUGACGGGUUGCUGCAGGGAAAUGGAGAUCAGCCAAAUGCAGCGAAGGGGGCUCACAGGAAUUGGUCAAGACCUUGUUUGGCUGGGUCUGCUGUUCGUCCACGGAACUCUCUCUCUAGAAUAAGUCAUUUUGAUCAUUUGACAGUGCCAUGCUAUUUGGGUAAAUCCUUGCAUGAUUCAGUCUUUCCGUCCACGUUUCCAAAUGGAUGUGAUUUCUAUUUGCCACAAAAUAGGAGCAUAUUCAACAUAGAUGUUGAAUCAUUUGAGUAUAAGCCAUGGAGAUUUAAUGGAGUUGAUAUCACUGAUUACUUCAACUUUGGGCUGGAUGAGGAAGGGUGGAGAACUUAUUGCAAGCAAUUGGCCCAUUUUCAGCAGAAUAAUUUGCCAUUGCAUGAAUCUUCUAGGUUGAGUAAGUCAACUGGCAUAAUGUCAGGUGAAAUUGCUCAAUAUGGAUGUGAAAAUUCGGAUUAUCUUGAUAAUGGAAGGAAGGGAGUCAAAAUGCCAAAAGGUCAAGCAAUUCAGGUUGAAAGCGGCAAUGGAGAUCGCCUUCCAUCUAUGGAUGUUCGAAGACCAAGGAAUCGGGAUUCUGAUGUUGUGAUACAGAUUACCACAGGGCCUGCUGUUGAGGAUCCCAUAAUAAAAAGAUUAACUCAUAUGGAUGACAAUAGAUCUAAAAAUGAAAUAGUGUUGAAUUCCAAGAAUAAGCUCUGCGAAAGCUCAUUCAAUGUGGACACUUGUGCUUGUAAAUGUGAAGAGAGCAGCAUAUCUAGUGAGCAUCCUUGUCCAUGUAUAACGAAGGCUUUUGAUAAGAAACUUGAUACAGUGAAUUGUGAUAGAGACUGCCCUUUAAGCAUUACGCUGUUGUCAAAGCCUGCUGUCACUAUUGCUGAUCAUUAUUCUAGCAGUUCAAAGUCUUCUGAUCACAAUGAUUCGUUCGAAGCAUCCAUGGAUGAAGUAAAAUUUGAGAAAGUGCCUAGGCCUGAAUGCAUCCACUUAAAUUCAGAUAAUUUAUUACAAGAGCCCUUUUUGCCUUGUUGGUAUCCUUCAAGUGAAACUGGAGAUGAUACCAAUAAAACUGUUAGCACAUCCUGUGGGGGUCGUUCUCCCGAAUUCUUUCUAGAUCUAAACUAUUGCCAACAAACAACUCCCUGUCAAGUGGUUCAGUUGAAUCUUAGCUCAGAGGAUGACGUUGCUUUCCCUCUUGUGCAUGAGCAGAAGAUUGAUGUUGAGCGCCAGGCAAAGGAGAGCGGAACAGUUGUCAAGCAGUGGGAUGAUGAACCUGUUGAAAGUGUUCAUUCAAUUCAAGAAAGUAAAAUUUUGCUCAAGAACAAUAUCAAAUAUAACAGUGGAAAGGAAGUCAAUGCUGCUGCUUUUUCAGCACGCUCUAAGGGCAAUGAUGAAGAGCCGCCUCUUGUCCGAAUAAGGGAGAAAAUGACUACUGUAAGGGAAAUUAAGACGAGUAAAAAUGGUUUCUACAAUAAUCGAAGGGCAUGGUGUAGUAGGGCCCAUGGAAUUUUAAAGUGGGACUCUUUGCAAUCAACCUCACUGAACAUGUCUCUUCAUGAUAAAAUGGUUUUCCACACAAGAAGUGCAGAUGGACAUGGCACGGUUAUGAGAUCCCAUUAUAAUUCUACGGAAGCUAAAGAUCGACAUAAUGAAAUAGCUUUGGAUGAAUUUGGUGAAAGAUCUUUAGAUAAAAAUUUUGGAAGGUGUGUUUCUUACUUAUAUGAAGAGGAGGGAAGCCUCAUUGAUAAGUAUGAUAGUGUUCCUUGUGGUGCUGGAGCAUUUAGAAGGCUUCCAGAAUUAGAUAAUCGUGGCAAAACUCAGCCCAUAAACUUAAAAAGGUCUAGUGAAUAUGUCUACGAUCAUGAAGAUUCAAGGUUUUAUGAGGAGAGGUUACAUUCUAGAAUAUAUAGAGAGGCUUAUGAUGAAGACAAAAGAAGCGGGCAUGAGGAUGGUUCUCACAAACAUCAAUUAUCUACUUUAUUAUGUCGGAGCGUACAUUCACACACCAGGGAAACAUUUUCUCAACAGCACAGCAAGCAUGACAUAAUUAUAAGCAAAAAAAGCCAUCAUUCCUGCUGA
This is a messenger RNA of Phalaenopsis equestris, 2597 nucleotides long. RefSeq lists its product as uncharacterized. Bases 180 to 2597 code for a protein of 805 amino acids. Gene Ontology annotation, biological process: mRNA processing. The transcript is spliced from 8 exons. The record is from RefSeq and is a predicted model, not a curated record. Lineage: Eukaryota; Viridiplantae; Streptophyta; Magnoliopsida; Asparagales; Orchidaceae.